Brenthis ino (lesser marbled fritillary) is the source of this 684-nucleotide messenger RNA. The record is from the annotation of a GenBank genome assembly. Lineage: Eukaryota; Metazoa; Arthropoda; Insecta; Lepidoptera; Nymphalidae.
AUGAUUAACCCAAUAAGUCAUGUUUUAUUUGAUAUGGAUGGCUUAAUUUUAAACACAGAGGACUUGUAUACUAUAGCAUUUCAAAAUAUAGUUUCACAGUAUGGCAAAAAUUAUACAUUUGAUUUAAAGUUAAAAUUGAUGGGUACACAAACUCAUGAGACUGCAGAAAGGAUUGUAUCUGAGCUUGAACUACCAAUGACACAAGCUGAAUUCAUAACCGAAAGCAAAAAACAAUUUGAGGUAUUAUUUCCAGAUACCGAAGUUAUGCCAGGUGCUAAAAGGCUUAUCAGACAUUUGCAUAAUAAGGGAAUUCCUAUAGGAUUGGCUACAAGUUCUAGUGAAGAAAGCUACCAUUUGAAAACAGAUAAGCAUCAUAAAGAGUUAUUUGCCUUGUUUAAAUAUAAAACAUUUGGUUCAUCAGACCCCAAUGUUAAAAGAGGAAAGCCAUACCCAGACAUAUUUUUAGUGGCUGCAUCAAAAUUUCCUGAUCAACCAAAUCCUAGGCAGUGCUUAGUUUUUGAAGAUGCUGUGAAUGGUGUAAGAGCAGCGAAGGCAGCUGGUAUGCAAGUUGUUAUGGUACCUGAUUCUCGAAUUGAUAAAAGUUUAACUGACGAAGCAACUAUUGUACUGAAAAGUUUAGAGGAUUUCAGACCUGAACUAUUUGGUUUACCUCCAUUUGAUAGU